AGAGAAACGAAACUUAACUCUGGCUCUGUCAGUGUGAGCAGUAAAAUGGCUGAAGGUGGAGGUUUAUUCGAUCAGGACCAGUUCAGCUGUGCGAUCUGUCUGGAUCUGCUGAAGGAUCCGGUGACUAUUCCCUGUGGACACAGUUUCUGUAUGGGCUGUAUUAAGGGCUGCUGGGAUCAGGAUGAUCUUACUGGUGUCUACAGCUGUCCCCAGUGCAGGCAGACUUUCACCCCAAGACCUGAUUUAAGAAAAAACAUCAUGUUUGCUGAAGUGGUGGAGAAACUGAAGAAGACAGAACUCCAAACUGCUCCUCCUGCUCACUGUUACGCUGGACCUGGAGACGUGGCAUGUAAUGUCUGCACUGGGAGAAAGCACAAAGCCAUCAAGACCUGUCUGGUGUGUCUGGCCUCUUACUGUGAUACUCACCUCAAACUUCACAAUGAACUCAACCCAGGAAACACACAUAAUGUCAUCAAUGCUACUAGAAACCUGCAGGAGAACAUUUGUCCUCAACAUAAAAAACUGCUGGAGGUUUACUGUCGUACUGAUCAGCAGUGUAUCUGUCUGCUGUGUGUGAUGGAUGAACACAGAGGCCAUGAUACAGUCUCAGCUGCAGCAGAAAGGACUGAGAAACAGAAGCAGCUGGGGGCGACACAGAGUAAAUUCCAGCAGAGAAUCCAGGAGAGAGAGAAGGAGCUGCAGGAUCUGACACAGGCUGUGCAGUCUCUCAAGCGCUCUGCACAGGCAGCAGUGGAGGACAGCGAGAGGAUCUUUACUGAGCUGAUCCGCUCCAUUGAGAGAAGGCGCUCUGAGGUGAAAGAGUUGAUCAGAGAUCAGGAGAAGGCUGAAGUGAGUCGGGCUGAAGGACUCCUGGAGCAACUGGAGCAGGAGAUUGCUGAGCUGAGGAGGAGAGACGCUGAGCUGGAGCAGCUUUCACACACAGAGGAUCACAUCCAUUUCCUCCAGAGCUGUCAGUCUCUCUGUGCCCCUCCUAGACCUGGAGACUUUCCCAGCAUCGCUGUCAGUCCACACGGCUCUUUUGAGGCUGUGAGGAAGUCUGUCUCUGACCUGAAAGAACAAUUGGAGGACGUCUGCAAGAAGGAACUAGUCAAAAUUUCAGAAUCAGUGAAAGAAGUCCAUACUGUAGAGCCCAGGACCAGAGAGGAUUUCUUACAGUAUUUCUGUCACCUCACACUGGACCCCAAUACAGUGAAUAAAUACCUCUCUCUGUCUGAGGGGAACAGAAAGGUGACCCGUGUGAGAGAGAGCCAGUCAUAUCCAGAUCAUCCAGAGAGAUUUGAGCACUGGGCCCAAGUGCUGUGCAGAGAGGUGGAAGACAUCCGUACUGUUGAGCCAAGAACCAGAGAGGACUUCUUACAACAUUCCUGUCAGCUCACUCUGGACCCCGACACAGCGUUUAAAUACCUCGGUCUGUCUGAGGGGAACAGAAAGGUGACCCAUGUGGGAGUGAUCCAGUCAUAUCCUGCUCAUCCAGAGAGAUUUGAGCACUGGCAGCAAGUGCUGUGCAGAGAGGGUCUGUCUGGAUGCUGUUACUGGGAGGCUGAGUGGAGUGGGGAUGGGGUUUUUAUAGCAGUGUCAUAUAAAGAGAUCAGCAGGAAAGGGCAGGGUUAUAACAGUGGUCUGGGAUGUAAUAACAAGUCCUGGAGUUUGCGCCGCUCUUACGGCGGUUACUUUUUCAUGCACAAUGCUGAGAGCACUGAAAUUCCUGCCCCCCCCUCCUCCAGAAUAGGAGUGUACCUGGAUCACAGGGCAGGAACUCUGUCCUUCUACAGCGUCUCUGACACAAUGACCCUCCUGCACAGAGUCCAGACCACAUUCACUCAGCCCCUCUAUCCUGGGUUUAGGGCUUGGGGAAUUGGAUCUUCUGUAAAACUGUGUGAUCUGGGAUGGGGGAGAGAAAAUCAAAAUCAGCAGUAAUCAGAUCAAAGAGGGAAAUACAACCCAAAACCACUAUGGAAGAAUAUUACUGCAAAUUAAUUAUUGAACCCAAAUUCAUGAACUAAAUGCAAAAAUCUAAUAUUCUUUCAUGAACCUUCAUUCUUUGUUGUUCACAAUGCUAAAAUCAGUCACUGGAAUUUUUAUGAGUUCAUGUACAUGUUCAUAACCUGAAUUUGUAACUUAAAGUAUGGUUAAAUUCCAUGUAUUUUCUGAUUUAAUUUCCAUAGGUUCGAAUAGCAGUGGCUGAAUCUUUGCUUUAUUUCUUUGAUGUGCAGAUGUUCAGUGUAGAGUGAUUAAAUUUGGGUUUAGAACCAAAACAUUUAUUGAAUUGGAAAAUGUUGAAUGAGUAGCUUCAAAUCAACUAUUAAUUAUUUGAUCAGGGUUGUAUCAAUCAAUCAAUCUUUAUUUAUAUAGUUGUAUUAAUAUGUGAUUGACUGACUUUAACACAAACUGUACAGGUGCUCAGUUUCAUUCAUUUGUGAAAUAAAGGUCUUAUAAUCUGUG
Messenger RNA from Anguilla anguilla (European eel), 2463 nucleotides. Its product is annotated as tripartite motif-containing protein 16-like. Lineage: Eukaryota; Metazoa; Chordata; Actinopteri; Anguilliformes; Anguillidae. Gene Ontology annotation, molecular function: zinc ion binding; protein binding. Bases 46 to 1938 code for a protein of 630 amino acids. The record is from RefSeq and is a predicted model, not a curated record. The transcript has 8 exons.